Messenger RNA from Paramormyrops kingsleyae, 4544 nucleotides. Its product is annotated as lysyl oxidase homolog 2A-like. Gene Ontology annotation, molecular function: protein-lysine 6-oxidase activity; copper ion binding. Gene Ontology annotation, cellular component: membrane. NCBI's taxonomy places the organism in Eukaryota, Metazoa, Chordata, Actinopteri, Osteoglossiformes, Mormyridae. Gene Ontology annotation, biological process: sprouting angiogenesis; collagen fibril organization; peptidyl-lysine oxidation. The record is from RefSeq and is a predicted model, not a curated record.
GCUGGACGGGAGAAAGUUCCUGCAGACUCUCCAGCUGCAGUACCGCAGGAGGGCCAGCGGAGAGGUUUAGGUGUCUGCAAGUGCUGUUCGACUGGAAGAUCGCUGCUUUCUUGCCGAAGAACAUCCUCAAUUUCCCAAACCAUCUGCACAGUGAAGUCAUCCCCUGGACCCCACAAUGGCAGUGCGUUGGUCCCUGCUUUGUAGACUGGCCGCCUUGGUCUGUCUCUGGGUCUUGGGCCAUACUCAGAGCGAGAACCCCCAGAUUCAGCUCCGACUGGCGGGCACCAAACGCAAGCACAACGAGGGCCGGGUGGAGCUGUACUACAGCGGCGAGUGGGGCACGGUCUGCGAUGACGACUUCUCCAUCCAUGCCGCCCACGUGGUCUGCAGACAGCUGGGCUUCCUGGAGGCCACUUCCUGGUACCCAUCUGCCAAGUAUGGCCGAGGAGAAGGCCACAUCUGGUUGGACAACGUCCACUGCACAGGGAGAGAGAAGACACUGGCUGAGUGCUCUUCCAAUGGAUUCGGGGUGUCUGACUGCAAGCAUUCUGAGGACGUGGGGGUGUUGUGUAGUCACAGGAGAAUCCCAGGCUACAGGUUCACCGGAGCGUUGGCUAAUAACAUUGAGGACCUGAACAUUCAGCUGGAGGACGUGCGCGUCCGGGCGAUACUGUCAUGGCAGCGCAGACGGAUCCCCGUGACGGAGGGCUUUCUGGAGGUGAAGGAGGGGGGGCGCUGGAGGCAGGUGUGCAGCAAGGCCUGGACCCCCAUGAACAGCCGGGUCAUCUGCGGCAUGUUUGGCUUCCCCGGGGAGAAGAAGUACAAUGUCAAGGUGUACAAGAUGGUGGCUCUCAGGAGGAAGAACAAAUACUGGGGCCAUUCGAUGAACUGCACAGGGAACGAGGCUCACGUGUCAGGCUGCAAGCUGGGACCGCCGCCCACGCGGAAGGGCAAUGCCACCUGCAGCCUGGGCAUGCCGGCGGUGGUGAGCUGUGUGCCCGGGAGGGCCUUUGCCCCCAGCCCAGUGACGGGCUUCAGGAAGGCCUACCGGCUGGAGCAACCCCUGGUGCGGCUGAAGGGAGGUGCCAGUGUGGGUGAGGGCCGCGUGGAGGUGCUGAAGAACGGCGAGUGGGGGACCAUCUGUGACGACAACUGGAGCCUCCGCUCGGCCACCGUGGUGUGCAGGGAGCUGGGCUUCGGCAGCGCCCGCGAGGCCCUGACCGGGGCGCGUCUGGGACAGGGAAUGGGUCCCGUCCACAUGAACGAGGUGGAGUGCUCAGGGUUCGAGAAGUCCAUCACCGAGUGCUUCUUCAACAAGGACGCUCUGGGCUGCAGCCACGAGGAAGACGCUGCCGUCAGGUGCAACGUGCCAGCCAUGGGCUUCAAGGAUAGGGUUCGGCUGGGCGGGGGCCGGAACCCCUAUGAGGGCCGGGUGGAGGUCCUGGUGGAGCGGAACGGCUCGCUGGCGUGGGGCACUGUGUGCAGUGACAGCUGGGGGACACUGGAGGCGAUGGUGGUCUGCCGGCAGCUGGGCCUGGGAUACGCCAGUCACGCCUUCCAGGAAACCUGGUACUGGCCGGGAGACACAAGCGCAGAUGACGUCGUCAUGAGUGGGGUGCGCUGCUCGGGCACAGAGAUGUCACUGUCACACUGUCUGCACCAUGGGAAGCACAUCCACUGCCCCCGGGGAGGGGGUCGCUUUGCCGCCGGAGUCUCCUGUUCAGAAUCCGCCCCGGACCUGGUCCUGAAUGCACAGGUGGUGGAGCAGACCACCUACCUGGAGGACCGGCCGAUGUUCAUGCUGCAGUGCGCCCAGGAGGAGAACUGCCUGUCCAGCACGGCCAGUGCAACAACGGCCAGCGGCUACCGGCGCCUCCUGCGCUUCUCCUCCCAGAUUCACAACAACGGACAGGCGGACUUCCGACCCCGCGCCACCCAGCACUCCUGGAUCUGGCACGAGUGUCACAGGCACUACCACAGCAUGGAGGUGUUCACACACUACGACCUCUUCAGCCUCAAUGGCACCAAGGUGGCGGAGGGGCACAAGGCCAGCUUCUGUCUGGAGGACACAGACUGUGACGAGGGCAUUGAAAAGAGGUACGCCUGCGCCAACUUUGGCGCUCAGGGCAUCACCGUGGGCUGCUGGGAUUCAUACCGGCACGACAUCGACUGCCAGUGGAUAGAUGUGACGGACGUCAAGCCCGGGGAUUACAUAUUCCAGGUAGUAAUUAAUCCCACAUACGAGGUGGCGGAGUCUGACUACACGAACAACAUCAUGAAGUGUCGAUGUCGCUACGACGGUUACCGGAUAUGGACAUACAGCUGUCAUAUAGGGGGCUCAUUAAGCUCUGACGUUGAGGACACCUUCCCAGGACUCCUGAACAACCACCUGUCCUACAGAUAAAAGGCAACAGAAGAAGAAAUCUGGGUGGACCAUUAAGCCAGCAACCCGACAUGCCCUCCCCCCAACCACUAAAGCCCCACACCCCUCAAUUCACCAGAAGUGCCUGCGCUGUGUGUCAUCAAGGUACCCAUUAUAUUAGCACCAAUGGCUGACAACAUAUGAUUCCUCUCCUGUUCAGUUUGCGGGUUCAAAAGAGGCUCAACCUACUUUGGGGGGGUCCCUAAAUAACCCUGAAGAAAGUAAUGCGUUACCAGCAGCAUAAAUCCUCAAAGCAAUGUAACGGUUCAGAUAUGGGAUUGGCGGGACUGGAGGACAAACUGGCCAGAUGAAUCCCUUUGCUGGGUCACGGUUUUGCAUAGAGAGAACAUACGGGAAUUCUACAUGUAAUUUUCCUUGAAGGGAUUUUAAAAGAAUCGUAAACAUUUUGCACGAACCACUUCGUACGUGGGGAGUCCUGGACCCUACAAAUUGGCUAAAAUGGAUUUGAAACGUUACUGAUAGUUAUAAAAUUGCCUGGCACUGAUACUGACUACAAAGGCCAUGGGGGAAAAGGCCAUAAAUACUGCUUAUGUCAGACGUUCAGCUGCAGAUGGCAGGCAGCAAGUUCUCCCCAUUGCCCAGUUUUAGUUUAAAUAAUAUAAAUAAAACAUUUAAAAAUAAUUUCCAAGUCUACUGAAAACUGGUAAAUAUUCUAUGGUUAUGGUGGAUUAAUGUAUAGGCUCUCCUAGUUAGCACUGCUACUUGUGGUCAACCAAUGGGAAUGUUUAUUGCUAUAAGUCAUCCCCCAGUAGUUUCUGAUCGAAUGAAAAGUGCCAGGUUGGGAACUAAAAACAGGUUCAUGAACUACAAUUGGGCUGAGUUCCAGUGGUGGGACCAUGACAGAAGUUUGUAGUUCCUAAAAAAUUUCCCAAAAAAGUUCCUGGCCCCUGAAUGGAAAGGGUCUCUCCCCCAGUCCUUGGUAAGUUCUAGGACCGGCACCCUGCACUUAGUAUGGAUUAUCGACGUUGCAAUGUUCUUAAUUUUCACUUGAUUCUAUUUCGUUCUCCAAAAAAAAUUGCUUAAGUCAUGUGAGUCUGGGGCCCCAGAGGGAGUGAACCAGCCCCCGAUUACAGUAGCAUUUGCAGACCGGAACUGUCUGGACUUUUCUCUGUGAAGUGAUUUCUUCCUGUGCACAGUCUUUCCCUGUGGUUCCCUGCAGCCAAGUUAGUCUCAGUGUGGUAAUACUAUGUAAACCACCACAGCUGUCUUCGUUUUCUUUGGGAGAACAAACACUUCCUCUGAUUACAACACUGCCGUCACCAUUUGGGCAGAAAUGAGGCAUCGUACUGAACUGCCUUAACGAUAAAAACGGACGAGCGUUUGGUAAUGUGGAUACUAAUGUUACCAUAGUUACUUGAGAUGUUCUCUUCCAAAGCACAUAACCCUCAUGCUAGGUGGUGAUGUCACGCUGACUGUGACGCCGCUUAACUCAGCUAUGGCUGCUCUGUGCCGUUUCAGUCUGUAUCUGAACCAAUUGUAGAGAGACACUUCUGGUGGACUCGCCAGAGGGCAUGGUGGGCAAAGCCUGGUGGGUGACAGUCACGUCACAGGGAAAGGGGACAGUUCUUUGAGGAAGACCUGGGUGCCAGAAAUAGCUAAUCCGCCAAAGUACCUUCACAGAACUGGUUUAUUUUCCAUCCAGAUGGUUACAGAUACACGUGGAAUAUGGCAUGGCACUACGGCCAACACUGAUUUAAAAAAUGUCUUGUGACAGGUAUGGUAAGAGAUGUUGAAAGCCAAAAAUAAUAAAUAAAUAAUUUCCAAAGUUUUAUCGUGAAAUUUAUAGAUUUGUCUCUGUGAUAAUGUGCAAUUGAUUUUUGUUUUUAAUCUAUCGUGAUGCAAUUUGUAAAUCUUUUAUAGCCAUUAUUUUAAAUAACUUUAAAGAAUCAGGGAUUUCAAGAAUUUUGUGUAACAGUAGCCUCAGCCUAUGUGAAGUUUAAGGAGUUUUUAUUUCUUUGUAUCGGUGCUAUCAAAUAGGGACCUUCUGUUUUAAUGAGGGUACCCAAUGCUAGCUGAGUGACUUAUGUACGUUUGCUUCAACUUGAAAGGGUCAAAUAUGUGCUUUUCACCCUUUGUUUGCCAAUAAAACUGUACCAGAUCA